Penicillium chermesinum is the source of this 1812-nucleotide messenger RNA. RefSeq names its product putative diacylglycerol O-acyltransferase (DgaT). The coding region runs from base 1 to 1812 and encodes 603 amino acids. Gene Ontology annotation, cellular component: endoplasmic reticulum membrane. NCBI's taxonomy places the organism in Eukaryota, Fungi, Ascomycota, Eurotiomycetes, Eurotiales, Aspergillaceae. Gene Ontology annotation, biological process: triglyceride biosynthetic process. Gene Ontology annotation, molecular function: diacylglycerol O-acyltransferase activity. The transcript has 6 exons. The record is from RefSeq and is a predicted model, not a curated record.
AUGACCUCAAUAACCCAAGCCGUGAUGGCAACUCCUGGAGCCUCAGACCCCGUGGCCCCUGGAUCUGCUCCUGGUGAAGCAGAGACUCGUACACCCUCAACUAAACCGAAACGAAGCAAGUAUCGCCAUGUCGCGGCAUACCACUCUCGGAAUCUCUCGAGCCGAGACUCGACCGAGACGGCGAGCUUCCUUGGCUUUAGAAAUCUCAUGGUACUUGUAUUGAUGCUCAUAUGCAUAAAGUGUCAUGACUAUCGAAAGCAGGAUAUCGUUCUCGGAUCAAUUCUCUAUGCCCUGGUCCCGUGCCACCUGUUCACGGCCUACAUCAUUGAGCUAUCGGCUGCGUCCUCAGCUAAGAAUGCUGUCGGCUUACAGAAGAAAACUGCCGAGGAGAAAGAGCGUGAUCAGCAGGCCUUCCGAUCUACCUGGCCGUAUACAGCCUUCCUGCAUACGGUCAAUGCUACACUGUGUCUGGCAGUCACCAGCUUUGUGGUGUACUUCUACAUUCACCACCCGGGAAUAGGGACAAUCUGCGAGCUCCAUGCAAUCAUUGUGUGGCUCAAGAUCUGUUCUUAUGCGUUCACUAAUCGAGAUCUUCGUCUGGCGUUCUUGAACCCCUCUGCCGAGUCUGGUCUCCCUGAGAUCUACUCCGCCUGCCCUUAUCCAAGAAAUAUAACGAUCAGGAACCUAACAUAUUUUUGGCUAGCUCCAACCCUGGUCUAUCAGCCUGUCUAUCCACGCACUGCUUCGAUCCGCUGGUCUUUUGUUGCCAAGCGACUCGCAGAAUUUGUGGGUCUUUCAAUGAUCAUCUGGGUGCUCUCUGCCCAGUACGCGGCUCCUGUACUACGCAACUCAAUUGAUAAGAUCGCCGUCAUGGAUAUUACCUCUAUCUUGGAGCGUGUCAUGAAACUUUCCACCAUUUCCCUGGUCAUCUGGCUUGCAGGGUUUUUCGCUCUCUUCCAGGCUUUGCUGAAUGCAUUGGCCGAGGUUAUGCAGUUUGGAGACCGAGAGUUCUACACCGAUUGGUGGAAUAGUUCCAGCUUAGGAGUAUACUGGAGGUCUUGGAACCGGCCCGUGUAUCUAUUCAUGAAGCGCCAUGUCUUUUCCCCUCUGGUGGGCCGGGGAUGGAGUCCCCUCGCAGCGAGUGGGGUGGUCUUCGCCCUCUCUGCCGUCCUACACGAAAUGCUCGUGGGCAUUCCAACACAUAAUUUCAUUGGUGUUGCCUUCUUUGGGAUGAUGUUCCAAUUGCCAUUGAUUACACUGACCACGCCCUUGGAGAAGAUGUCUGAUCCCCUGGGAAAGACGAUUGGAAACUGCAUUUUCUGGGUCAGCUUUUGUUUGGUCGGCCAGCCUCUUGGGGCACUAUUGUACUUCUUCGCAUGGCAGGCCAAUGCUCCUCUCGCCAUCGCAGUGGGUGUGAUCCCCCUACUUGCCAUCACUCACUCGGGUGUGACAGGAAGUCUGCGCAAGCCAGCUGGCUGCCCCUAUCCCCAUGCCUAUGCAACCGUCGAGCAGACCAAGUCCAACCCCAAAGCCCACCAAUUCAACUGCGCUCAACGCGCCCAUGCGAACUUCCUUGAACAUGCGCCCCAGACUACACUCUCCAUCCUGGUCGCUGGCCUCAAGUACCCGGAGAUCGCGGCUGCCCUAGGCGCCGUCUGGGUGGUUUCCCGUGCCCUUUACCUCUACGGAUAUGUCUACUCCGACAAGCCUGAGGGCCGUGGCCGCUACAAUGGCACGCUCUACCUGCCUGCCCAGGGUGCUUUGUGGGCUCUGAGUGUCUUUGGCGUUGCUCGUGACCUGAUCAAAUGGUGA